CCACUACAACCCGUGAGACGAUCCAAACGACAAGAUAAUAAACACAGAAACGGGUGCUGCCCAUGGUCAAGAUGCUGUGGUAUGGGUGACCUGCGUCCUCGUACGGUGUGGCUCGGCCACCCAGAGAAGAGGGAGCAGAGGUACCCUAGGAAUGUCAUCAACAACCAGAAGUACAACUUCUUCACCUUCCUUCCUGCGGUUCUCUACAACGAGUACAAGUACUUCUUCAACUUGUACUUUCUGCUUUUGGCCUGCUCGCAGUUUAUUGAGGAACUACGUCUGGGUGCCCUCUACACUUACUGGGUUCCUCUGGGUCUUGUUUUGAUUGUCACCGUCAUGAGAGAGGCAGUUGAAGAAAUCAGAUGCUAUCUCCGAGAUAAAGAGGUCAACUCUCAGAUUUACAGCAAGCUGUCUACAAGAGGCACAGUGAAGGUCAAAAGCAGUGGCAUUCAAGUUGGAGAUCUUAUUAUUGUGGAAAAGGUUUGUGGAAGAGUUUUUUUCAUCCACAUCUGUGAGUGGUUUUGCAUUUUAGGACUGUCACGUUACAAAUUAUAUGAGGCCGAGUAUUUGAGGACCUCUGAAAGAAAUGGCUCCUGCUUCCUGCGGACUGACCAACUGGACGGAGAGACAGACUGGAAACUGCGCCUCCCAGUGGCCUGUACGCAGAGGCUGCCCACUGCUGCUGAUCUGCUCCAAAUCAGAUCGUACGUGUACGCAGAAGAGCCAAAUAUUGAUAUCCACAACUUCAUCGGAACUUUUACCAGGGAGGAUGGAGACCCCCCAGUCAACGAGAGCCUCAGCAUUGAGAACACUCUGUGGGCCAGCACCGUUAUCGCCUCUGGCACAGUGGUGGGGGUGGUGAUUUACACAGGAAAGGAGCUGCGCAGUGUCAUGAACACCUCCAACCCUCGGCACAAGGUUGGUCUGUUCGACCUGGAGGUGAACUGUUUGACUAAGAUCUUGUUCGGAGCCCUGGUGGUGGUGUCACUGGUCAUGGUAGCCCUACAGCACUUCGCUGGCCGCUGGUACCUCCAGAUCUUUCGCUUCCUGUUGCUCUUCUCUCACAUUGUUCCCAUCAGUCUGCGUGUGAAUCUGGACAUGGGAAAGAUGGUUUUCAGCUGGAUGAUCAAGAAAGACUCCAAGAUCCCCGGGACAGUGGUGCGGGCGAGUACGAUACCAGAGCAGCUGGGGCGCAUCUCCUACCUGCUGACUGACAAAACAGGAACUCUCACCCAAAAUGAAAUGGUCUUCCGGCGCCUCCAUCUUGGAACUGUAGCUUAUGGAAUGGACUCGAUGGAUGAAGUACAGAGCCAUGUGUUCAGCGCAUACACACAGCCCACCCAUGACCUUCCAGCCUCCAGGGCUCCAGGAGCCACUAAGGUCCGAAAGACCAUCAGCAGCAGAGUUCACGAGGCGGUGAAGGCCAUCGCCCUGGUGCACAACGUGACGCCGGUGUACGAGGCCAACGGCGUGACAGACCAGGCCGAGGCGGAGCAGCAUUAUGAAGACGUAUGCAGGGUCUACCAGGCCUCCAGUCCAGAUGAGGUGUCGCUGGUGCAGUGGACUGAGAGUGUUGGCCUUACACUCGUGGGAAGAGACCAGUCAUCCAUGCAACUACGGACCCCUACUGGCCAAAUUCUGAACUUCACAAUCCUUCAGAUAUUUCCCUUUACCUACGAGAGCAAGAGGAUGGGCAUCAUAGUCCGAGAUGAAUCAACAGGGGAGAUCACCUUCUACAUGAAAGGUGCUGAUGUGGUCAUGGCGGGCAUCGUCCAGUACAACGAUUGGCUGGAGGAGGAGUGUGGAAACAUGGCCAGAGAAGGUCUGAGGGUCCUGGUGGUCUCUAAGAAGUCACUGACGGAGGAGCAAUAUCUGGAUUUUGAGGCGCGGUACGUCCAGGCCAAGCUGAGUGUCCACGACCGCUCUCUGAAGGUGGCCACUGUGAUUGAGAGUCUGGAGAUGGAGAUGGAACUGCUGUGUCUGACUGGUGUGGAAGACCAGCUCCAGGCUGAUGUCAGGCCCACCCUGGAGAUACUGCGCAAUGCAGGCAUUAAGGUGUGGAUGCUGACAGGUGACAAGCUGGAAACGGCCACGUGCACAGCGAAGAACGCUCAUCUGAUCACCAGAAACCAGGACAUCCAUAUCUUUAGACCUGUGACGACGCGAGGCGAGGCUCACCUGGAGCUCAACGCCUUCAGGAGAAAACACGACUGUGCUCUGGUGAUAUCUGGGGACUCGCUGGAGGUUUGUCUGAAGUACUAUGAGUAUGAAUUUAUGGAACUUGCCUGUCAGUGUCCCGCUGUGGUCUGUUGCCGCUGCACCCCCACUCAGAAAGCACAAAUAGUUCGGCUGCUGCAAGAGCGCACAGGCAAACUCACCUGUGCUGUGGGGGACGGAGGAAACGAUGUCAGCAUGAUCCAGGAAGCCGACUGUGGCGUGGGAGUGGAGGGAAAAGAGGGAAAGCAGGCGUCCUUGGCUGCUGACUUCUCAGUGACUCAGUUCAAACAUCUGGGUCGUCUCCUCAUGGUCCACGGUCGGAACAGUUACAAGAGGUCUGCGGCCCUCAGCCAGUUUGUCAUCCACAGGAGCCUGUGCAUCAGCACCAUGCAGGCGGUGUUCUCCUCUGUGUUCUACUUUGCUUCAGUCCCUCUCUACCAGGGCUUUCUGAUCAUUGGCUACUCCACCAUCUACACCAUGUUCCCUGUCUUCUCCCUGGUGUUGGACAAAGAUGUCAAGUCUGAGGUCGCCAUGUUGUAUCCAGAGCUUUACAAAGAUCUUUUAAAGGGUCGACCUUUAUCUCUGAAGACGUUUCUAAUAUGGGUUCUGAUAAGUAUCUAUCAAGGGAGCAUCAUCAUGUACGGGGCUCUGCUGCUCUUUGAGUCAGAGUUCGUCCACGUUGUUGCCAUUUCCUUCACCUCUCUGAUCCUGACCGAGCUGCUGAUGGUGGCCCUGACCAUCCAGACCUGGCACUGGCUGAUGAUUGUGGGGGAGCUGCUGAGCUUGGCCUGUUACAUCGCCUCCCUGGUGUUCCUGCACGAUUUCAUUGAUGUGUACUUCAUCACCACGCUGUCGUUCCUGUGGAAGGUGACGGCCAUCACGCUGGUGAGCUGUCUGCCUCUCUACAUCCUCAAGUACCUGAGGAGACGCUUCUCACCGCCCAGCUACUCCAAGCUGACCACAUAAUCCCCCAGAGGAGCCUGGAGCCUGGAGCCUGGACCCGGUCUGUGUGGGACCACAGCAGAGUCAGCUUUACUGGGAAUCAGAACAUGGAUUCAGCCCCUCCGUUUUCUUUGUAAAGAUGGACAGAGACUUUGGUCAAAGACAAGUCGUUUACUUACAGGAA
This is a messenger RNA of Cynoglossus semilaevis (tongue sole), 3343 nucleotides long. It is a transcript of the gene atp9a, whose product is annotated as ATPase phospholipid transporting 9A. The annotation marks the transcript as partial. Gene Ontology annotation, molecular function: ATP hydrolysis activity; ATP binding; ATPase-coupled intramembrane lipid carrier activity. Gene Ontology annotation, biological process: retrograde vesicle-mediated transport, Golgi to endoplasmic reticulum; endocytosis; phospholipid translocation. Gene Ontology annotation, cellular component: trans-Golgi network; plasma membrane; endosome. The record is from RefSeq and is a predicted model, not a curated record. Lineage: Eukaryota; Metazoa; Chordata; Actinopteri; Pleuronectiformes; Cynoglossidae. The transcript has 28 exons.